UUGCGCAUCUUCACUCUCGAAGGGAGCAGCUAGUCGGGCCUCGCUCCACGAGGCCAUCCACGAAGACAAUGGCUGUCAUCGAGACGAAGGGUGUCUGCUUGCUCGAUCGAGUCCACACCGAAUCACGCUUCCUACAGUUGGCCGCAGACAGCCACCGGUUCUACUGCUCUCGUUAUGCCGCCUCUGCAACCGUUUGCACACACCCCGUUCCGGAGUCGUUAUGCUUGACGAUUUUCAUCUCUGGAGCGACGCCACAGUCGUCGCGAGCUUAUGCACUGGAGCAUCAGAUUCUCCGCAACUGGGUAUGGUCUUCGAGAAAGGAGUUGAGCAGAUGGCCCUGGAUCGUGUUCGCUACUCGUCGCGACGUUGCGAAUCGAAUUUGGGAUUCGUGUUGUCCACCGUCCCGGAGGAUUCCAGAGCACUAGUUCUCAUGUGACGGAGGAGCCUGUUGUGCUGUGGGACGCGAAUGGAC
Mycena citricolor is the source of this 472-nucleotide messenger RNA. The record is from the annotation of a GenBank genome assembly. NCBI's taxonomy places the organism in Eukaryota, Fungi, Basidiomycota, Agaricomycetes, Agaricales, Mycenaceae.